Messenger RNA from Cajanus cajan (pigeon pea), 3230 nucleotides. RefSeq names its product ADP-ribosylation factor GTPase-activating protein AGD1. Gene Ontology annotation, cellular component: cytoplasm. Gene Ontology annotation, molecular function: protein binding; GTPase activator activity. NCBI's taxonomy places the organism in Eukaryota, Viridiplantae, Streptophyta, Magnoliopsida, Fabales, Fabaceae. The record is from RefSeq and is a predicted model, not a curated record.
UUUAACUAUUCCUUCUUUUACCUCUCUUGAACAAUUAGAAUUAUACUUUUCCCAAAGAAGAAGAAGACGAACAACAACAAAAAAGAAAAAAAAAAACUAGGAAGAAUAUUCAUAAACAUUGUUUUUUAUUUUUGAAAAUGAAUUUCUCAAAACUCAACGACUCACCCAUGUUCCGGCAACAGCUCCAGUGCAUGGAAGAAAGUUCAGAAUCGUUACGCUCGAGAUGUUUCAAGUUCUACAAAGGAUGUCGAAAGUACACGGAAGGGCUUGGAGAGGCAUAUGAUGGAGACAUUGCAUUUGCAAGUGCCCUUGAAAGUUUUGGAGGAGGGCAUAGUGAUCCUUUAUUUGUAACUUUGGGAGGACCUGUUAUGACCAAAUUUUCUAUUGCUUUAAGAGAAAUCAGUACAUACAAGGAACUUCUUCGGUCACAGGCGGAGCACGUGCUGAAUGAUCGGUUACUAAACAUGCUAAACGUCGAUAUGUUAGAUGUUAAGGAAGCUCGAAGGCGUUUUGAGAAAGCUUCCCUUGUAUAUGAUCAGGCACGUGAGAAGUUUAUGUCAUUGAGAAAAAGCACUAGGAUGGAUAUUGCCACUGUUGUAGAAGAGGAAUUGCACAAUGCAAGAAGCUCAUUUGAGGAAGCUCGUUUCAAUCUGGUUAGUGCUCUUCAUAAUGUUGAGGCCAAGAAGAGAUUUGAGUUUUUGGAGGCUGUCACUGGAGUUAUGGAUGCUCAUCUUCGGUAUUAUCGUCAGGGAUAUCAGCUAUUACAUGAGCUGGAGCCUUUUAUUAUUGAGGUUUUGGCUUAUACACAAAAAGCAAGAGAAAGUUACAAUGACGAGCAGAUUAGUCUUUGUGAAAGAAUGUUGGAGUACAAAAAACACGUUCAUCAUGAAAGCAUGUUGUCCUUGAAUGGCCCUUAUAUCUCUCCCCGUGGUGAUGGGAAUCCAGUGCAGCCUUUUUCUAGGAUAUCAAAUACAGUGGCAGAUGCUGUAACAGAAUCUGCUGAAAAUGGAAAGGUUCAAAUCCUUCGCCAAGGAUAUCUCUCUAAACGAUCCUCAAAUUUGAGGGGUGACUGGAAGAGAAGGUAUUUUGUUCUUGAUAGCCGCGGAAUGCUUUACUACUUUAGGAAACCAUGGAACGGAUUACAUCAGAGUAGCAAUCAAGCAUCUGUACACAGAAAUUGUGCCGCUGAUAAUAGUGCUGGAAUUUUGAGUCGCCUGCUUUCUUCACAUAACCAUGGACUUCUGCUCCCUGAUGAAAAAUCUGUAGCACGUCAUACAGUGAACCUGCUCACAUCAACAAUCAAGACUGAUGCUGAACAGACUGAUUUAAGGUUCUGUUUCAGGAUUAUUUCACCAGCAAAGAGUUAUACGUUGCAGGCAGAAAAUGCCGUUGACCAGAUGGAUUGGAUGGAAAAGAUAACUGGCGUAAUUGCCUCCUUAUUAAGUGCACAGACACUGACAGAUGACUCAGAAAGUGGUUAUUGUUACUCUGCGAGCAACCUUUAUUUGUUAAAAGGUCCAGAUGAUGAUCGUUCAGGGAGUGGGGAUUUUAUAAAAAAUGAAAAGCCAAUUGAUGUUCUUAGAAAGGUUGGCGGGAAUGACAAAUGUGCUGAUUGUGGCAAACCUGACCCUGAUUGGGCAUCCUUAAACCUUGGCAUCCUUGUAUGCAUCGAAUGUUCCGGUGUUCACCGUAAUCUUGGUGUACAUUUAUCAAAAGUAAGAUCACUGACACUUGAUGUAAAAAUAUGGGAUUCCUCUGUCUUGACAAUGUUUCAGUCACUGGGGAAUCUCUUUGCAAACUCAGUGUGGGAAGAACUGUUGCAUUCAUCAAGUACUUCCCAAACUGAUGAAACUCUUGAUGGUUCAUCCAAGCCACAGAGAAAGUUAUUUCAUGCGAGAAAACCAUCACAUGACGACCCUAUUUCACUAAAGGAGAGGUUCAUCCAUGCAAAGUAUUCUGCGAAAGUCUUUGUUCGCCAGACACCCAACAACAACCGUCUGCUUUCGACGGCACAACAGGUGGUAGAAAGCAUCAGUGCCAAUGACAAGAAAGCAGUGUACCGGCACAUUAUCAAAUCAGAUGUUGAUGUCAAUGCCAUUAGUAGUGAAGUUAUAUAUGGGUUUUGUACUAGCAUGCCUUCUUCACCUAAUCCAAACAUGUCAUAUGAAAGUAAAACUCAACUAGCUAAGGACAUACAAGAUGGUUCUAGUGUGCUUCACCUGGCAUGCCUAACAAGUGACGCUGCAAUGGUGGAGAUGCUCCUACACUAUGGAGCAGAUGUAAAUGCUAUUGACUCUAAAGGGAGGACACCACUACAUUACUGCAUUAUGAGAGGGAAGACUGCAAAUGCAAGAGUUCUUAUUACAAGGGGGGCCAAUCCCAAUGCCGUAGACAAAGAAGGCAAAACUCCUCAUAAGCUUGCACCAGAACCUGACACUGUUGGCAAAGAUAUUCUUAACAAGCAAAUAGCAUGCCCCCAAGACUCAAUGGAAAAAUGAUUUUUGGAUACUUUGUGUCAAUCUACACCUAAAGAGAUAAAGAGAUAGAAGAGAGAAAAAUGUAAAUGCAAUAGGUGAUAUGAUGUAAAAAAAGAAAAAGAAAGAUUGGAAAAAAAAUGAAGUGUCAAUUAAGUGUUUGUAAGGUUAGAUACAAUACUAUAUGUACUAAUAGUGUUGUUCUUAAAUCAAAAUUAUAGUUUUAUCUGAGUAAUACACAUUGGCAUUUAAUAAAAUUAUUUUAUACACGUAUUACUUAGAUGAAACUUUAAUUUUGAUUAAAGAAGAGUGCUGAUAGCACCUAUGGUACUGCAUAUAAAUUUUAUCAAAUGAAAAUUCAUGUCUCAGAUUUUUCUCUUGGUCCAGAAAUCAGAAGCCCAAAGGCCCAACCCAGAAGUUUGUUCGUUCAUAGAGAGAGAACUAGCCCAAGGGGCCUGAAGCUUGUGGGUUGUUUUACUGGGCCAUGUUAAUUUUCAACUAAAAAGCCUGAGUUUUGCAACAUUCAAUCUUUUCAAAUUUUUGCAUACAGAGGCUUAAGUUCAUCGUACCGUUAAGGGGGAAAAUGUGGUUUAAGACUUUGGUUUCCCAUUUUAAUCACGUGACGGAAUUGUAGUAGUAUGAGAAUCAAUUACAAAAAACUAUAGAGAAACACGAGACCGUGAAAAAUUCCUGGAUCGUGAUUAUGUCACUGAUUAUGACAGCAUUUUUCAGAUUCAAUGCAUGUGUUUUUUUUUU